This is a messenger RNA of Mangifera indica (mango), 1246 nucleotides long. RefSeq lists its product as uncharacterized. The coding region runs from base 415 to 1083 and encodes 222 amino acids. The record is from RefSeq and is a predicted model, not a curated record. The transcript has a single exon. NCBI's taxonomy places the organism in Eukaryota, Viridiplantae, Streptophyta, Magnoliopsida, Sapindales, Anacardiaceae.
AAACCCUCAACUUGCAUAUUUCUUUUUCUUUUUUUUUUUCCAUUGAUAAAACGCACGACAAUGUUUUCGUUUUUCUCGCUGAGAAAAAGAUAAAAAAGAAAAAGGCCUAUGUUCUUCUAUUUAUAGAUGCCAUCCAUCACAUUAACAGGUUCUAAGGAAACAUAACCCUUUUAGCAACUAGAGCUUCAGAGAGAAACAAGAAACAGAGCUCGAAGAGCUUCUCUGUUUCCUCUGUUUUUUCAUUCUGUUUUCCAUGUACAUAAACACUAUGCUCUUGAUGUCAUCUCUUUCUUCUCUCUUCAGAGAAAGUGCUACUCUAACUGUGGUACAAAACCAAUUCUUUGUUGAGUAGAAUUCCGAAAUCUUUUCAACUCUAUACCCAGAAUUGCCUUACACUUACACUGCCAUAUUUAGAUGGAUUCCUUUCAAAUCAACAACAUUAAAGUUGGGAAAGCAAAUGGGGUUGCGAAGAAGCCGCAGUUUCGAAAGAUGGCGAGCUUGUUCAGGGUCGUCGAGAUUUGUGUUCUUUUGGUGGUGGUGGCAAGGAUUUUAGCUCAUCUCCCUCUUGCUGUCAAGAGCUCUAGUGAGCAUUUCAAGGACUUAACAGUUGUCCUUGUUAGUCCUCGCUUUGUUUUCAUAAUUGGAAACUUGAUAGUUUUCAUUCUUUUUGCAAAGUCAGGACAGUUUUCAGCUCAAGAUUCCACUGGAAAGAAUCCACAGAAGGAUUGCUUUGAAGAGUUUUGGGAGAAAGGUGAAAAGAUUCAGAACACUUAUUGGUACGAGCUCAAGAACAGAAAAAAACAGAGCAUUUGUGAAGAGAAUGCAGUUAAUGAAGGCACACAUACUUCUUGCAAAAGCAUUAGUUACAGGAGAAGCCAAUCAGAAAAGUUGAGUAAAUCCUGCCAGGAACUGAGGCGAUCAGACACAGAGAAUUGCAGGAAAAGUACUAAUUCUGGGAACAGAUCGGCCAAAAAUUCACACUCAGAAGAUAAUAUGAGCAAUGAAGAGUUCCGGCGCACGAUCGAAGCUUUCAUUGCAAGACAGCAGAGGUUUCGCAUGGAAGAAGAGUACUCUAUGAUUUGAAGAUUACAUAAAUAUUACCAUAAACAAAUCUUUUUUCCUUUUUUUUUUUUAAAAAAAAACUUUUCUGGUUCUUUUCUGUUACAUAGAACCGUGUCUGUACAUGGUUAUGUCAUAUAUGUAAUGGAAAAUCUGUAGUUAAACAAAGUCUCCUUCUUGUUGUUAA